This is a messenger RNA of Microdochium trichocladiopsis, 3129 nucleotides long. RefSeq lists its product as uncharacterized. Gene Ontology annotation, molecular function: cysteine-type deubiquitinase activity; cysteine-type endopeptidase activity. NCBI's taxonomy places the organism in Eukaryota, Fungi, Ascomycota, Sordariomycetes, Xylariales, Microdochiaceae. The coding region runs from base 1 to 3129 and encodes 1042 amino acids. The transcript has 2 exons. The record is from RefSeq and is a predicted model, not a curated record. Gene Ontology annotation, biological process: protein deubiquitination. Gene Ontology annotation, cellular component: nucleus; cytosol.
AUGGCUACCAGCGCAAAUGGACAGCCUCGCACCGGCGGCCCAAAUGGCGGCCGAGCUCCGUUUCGGCACAUUGAGGAUCUGGUCAACGUCGAUGUCGGCGUUGGCCUUGAUCCCCAUUCGCCACUUCGCAAGGUCCUCCAGGCUGGUGACACACACAUGCGACAGGCCAUCACGUACAACGAUUUCAAGCGGCCAGACCUUGCGCUCCAGGAAUACAUCCGCGCAACCACAAUCGCAGUAAUCACGAUACCCAGGCACAAGGACUACCCUGCUUUGAAGGCCGACCGGGGGGAUCUCGGUCGGCUGUAUCAGGCACUCAAGUCAAAGAUUAAUUCUAGCUCGACCACGUUCGAGCAAAUCAAGGAAAUGAUCAAAGAGGAUAAUAGGAAGAGCGGCAUUCAACCAGCAAGGCGACAGGCCGCAACAGGAAGUAGCACGCUUUUUGCCAAUCUCCCAAGCGUCCCAACAUCGAAUCCGUCCUCUGAAUUCCAGGGUGGUCAAAUCAACGGAAAACAGUCGGCGCAUUCCCGAAGCCAGUCUGUACAAAGCUAUGGAGGCGGCCUGAGAUCCUCAGAGCCCGCGCCAGCGGCAAAUAGGGUCAAACCACAAGUCCACCCUAAACCUCAAUCUCUGCAUGGAAACGCCCUAAAGCAGCCGAGCUUGUUUACGCCUUCCGAAGAUUUGAGCAGUCGCUUCGCCAGGUUGCAGAAUCCGUCUGGCGCCCGCAACCCCGUGCCUCUCGCGGAGUGGACUUUCCCGACUUCUGGAUCUACAAGCGGCUCCUUUGCUGGGCCCGCUAUGGGUGAUGCCGUACCAAAUAUGCCCAAGGCUCCAGAUGCGAUAUACAGUCCAGCCCGUGGUACCGUCACCAGCGAAGUGGCAAAUCUCCCGUCAAGCACACCCCGAGGCAUGUUCAGUAGGACGAAUUCGAUUGUCUCCGCACCCAGCGAGUCCGCAAGGACCUCUAUGGAACGGGCCAUCAAGACUUUCAGCAAGGAUCAAGUCUCUUCUGGCGCCAACUCGGAGGUUGAGCUCGUGCCUCAGCCAACAGGCGCUACGAUCCCUGCUGGAGACACAAUCACCACUUCUGACUUGCUCAGGUACAUGAGAAAGGGGUCCACUCAAAUAUCUUUGCUCAUUAUCGACGUUCGGAGCCGUGGACAAUUCGAUGAUGGCCAUAUCAUGUCCCAGAGAACAAUAUGCGUGGAUCCAGAAAUUCUGAUGCGAGAGGGCAUCUCGGCUGAUGAUAUCGCCGACAGCAUGGUCCUUGCACCUCCAAAAGAGCGAGUACAUUUCGAGAAUAGGCACAAAGUCGAUUUGGUCGUAAUGUACGACCAGGACACGGCCACUGUCCCUCGGCAAAUAUCCUCUAACAUCGAAGAGAAUGUGCUGUUCAACCUGGUACAGGCUCUCACGAAUUACAACUUCAGCAAGCCACUUGUCAACCCGCCCAAGCUCUUAGUUGGUGGGUUGACUGGCUGGACCGCAGUCUUGGGCGAGCAGUCGUUGGCGACUUCCACAACUAGUUUCGGAGAAAGGUCCACGCCAGCAUAUAACACUAAGCUUUCCGUGCCCAGCUCUCGCAACCGGAGUGCAUCUAAAACGCAGACAGUCGACCUCAGCCAAACGGAAAUUGAGAAGUGGAACGAGAGGGUUCACCGGAGCACUGAUGAUUUCCUCCGCCGAUUCCCUUCCAUAGAAAGUCAACAAGAAUCCAUGAUGGCGCCCGUUCACGCCCAGAGGGCAGUGGUCCCUGCUCCUUCGCACGACCAACACCGACACCUGUAUAGCGGUAUCUCUCCCUCUCCGCCAACCAGACCUGCACCCGCUUUGCCACGGACCAGGUACUCUGGCCUUGAGUCCAAGGAAGAAAGUGGCAGCCCGGCUUCACGACAGAAGUUCUCGGGGGCUGUGCGCGGGGCUGCCAAGACUGGUCUUGUCAAUAUGGGAAAUACAUGCUUCGCCAACUCAACCAUCCAGGCACUGCUCGCUGCACCGCGAUUCUCGGUGGAAUUGACAGAGCCGGAGUGGCCCACGAACUACAAGCCUCGCAGUGGAACCACAGAUAAAACGCCACAGCUCAUGUCGCGCAUCAUGGGCAACAUGUUUCAAUGGCUCAAAAAGAGAGAGUUCUCCGAGAUGAGACCGACAACGUUUAUGAACUACCUCAACUCAAUACACGCAGGCUAUACCAUCAUGGAACGAAACGGCAGGAAUCGCUUCACAAAGUUUGGUGACGGCUCGCAACACGAUGUCACCGAACUGAUGACAUUCCUCUCUGACCAGCUUGACCUUGAAACCCAGCGCAACCGGCCCGAGUCCAAUCAUCCGCCGCGACUGCCAGCCAUUAAGGAUCCAAGCAACCCCAUGCGUGAUCUCGCUAACGACUGGCUGAGAUACUACAACACGGAAGGCGGCUCAAUCAUCGACAAGUACUGGCGGUAUCUCAAUACACAGCAACUGACGUGUAGGCAAUGUGGGGCACAGAACUACACGGUCGAUCUCAAGGAGGAUCUUUGGGUCACGCCCCAGCAGCGACAACACGGGGAAACUGAUACGCUAGAGUCCGCCCUGAGACGAGAGUUUGUCAAAGAGCUGCUCGAGUCUGAAUGCGACACCUGCAAAGCAAAGGACAAGGAGCUCACGCCGCGCAUCGGGAGACUGCCUCCCCUGCUGCGCGUCGGCCUGCGCAGGUUCGACGGAGCGACGUUCCAGAAGAACGUCCACCCCAUCCAGUUCCCCUUCAAAGACCUGGACCUCAGCAACUUCUGCCACGACGAGGCCGAGCGCAGCAAGCUCCGUGGCUACCCGCAGCUCGUCGAGACUGGCGGCGGCUUCUCCGAGCCCUGCCAGUAUGACCUCUUUGCCGUCUUGUCGCACGCCGGCAGCGACGCCUCGGCCGGCCACUACGUCUGCCGCGUCAAGGACGGCGCCACUGACACGUGGUGGUACUGCAACGACAGGUCCACCAGCGCGGAAGACUUUGGACCCCUGCUCGAGGCGCGCAGGACGCCCAAUGCUGGCAAGAAGCGAUACAACGAUACAGUAGAGCGAAUAUGGAACUGCGACGGCGGGUUUACGCCGUACAUGCUGUUUUAUAAGCGCAGGGAUAUUCCCUGGGAAGUUUAG